AAAAGAAUAGAGCACUGAUUGAUUAUAUACUAACAAAUAGAAUAAACUAACCCACUUGCAAAUAAUUUAUUCAUUUUAAAUAUCCUUUUUGAAUUCAUUUCUGCACUUUCACCAUGUGAAUCAACUUGGAUAAUAUGAUAUUAUAACUUUGUAUAUUUGGGAAGACCCAACACAAAAUAGUUCAUAUCAGAAAAUAGCUCACUAGUAAUAGCUCACUUUACUGCAUAGAGUCAGCUGCACUUUGCAUUUGCAAUCUUUCUUUUUGUGCCAUUAUGGCAGUUGAAUUUGUUGGUGGUGCUCUUCUUUCCGCUUUCCUUCAAGUCACAUUCGAAAAGCUUGCUUCUGCUGAAAUCGGAGACUACUUUCGAAGAACAAAACUCAAUCACAAUCUUCUAAAGAAACUCAACAUCACACUUCUCUCCAUCGAUGCUGUGGUCGAUGAUGCAGAACUGAAGCAGAUCAGAAAUCCAAACGUGAGAGCAUGGCUUGAUGCUGUCAAAGAUGCUGUGUUAGAUGCAGAGGAUCUCUUGGAAGAAAUUGACUUUGAGGUUUCCAAAUCUAAGCUGGAAGCUGAAUCUCAAUCUACUACUAACAAGGUAUGGAACUUCUUCAAUGCUUCUUCCAGUUCGUUUGACAAAGAAAUUGAAACAAAGAUGCAAGAAGUACUUGAUAACCUAGAAUAUCUUUCUAGCAAAAAGGAUAUACUAGAUUUGAAAAAGUCUACCAGUAGUUUUGAUGUUGGAUCUGGUAGCCAAGUGUCACAAAAAUUGCCAUCAACAUCUUUGCCUGUUGAUUCUAUUAUCUAUGGCAGAGAUGUUGAUAAGGAGGUUAUCUAUGAUUGGCUAAAAUCUGACCCUGACAAUGCAAACCAUCAACUUUCAAUAGUCUCUAUAGUUGGUAUGGGCGGGAUGGGUAAGACCACGCUAGCCCAACAUCUAUACAAUGACCCAAAGAUGAAGGAAACAUUUGAUGUCAAAGCUUGGGUCUGUGUGUCAGAAGAAUUUGAUGUUUUCAAGGUAACAAGAUCAAUUCUUGAGGGUAUCACUGGAUCAACUGAUGAUAGCAGAGACCUAAAUAUGGUUCAAGAAAGGUUGAAGGAAAAAUUGACAGGGAAGAUAUUUCUUCUUGUUUUAGAUGACCUUUGGAACGAAAAACGUGACAAAUGGAUGACUUUGCAAACUCCUUUUAAUUAUGCGGCACAUGGAAGCAAAAUUCUUGUCACUACCCGUAGUGAGAAAGUUGCCUCAAUCAUGCGAUCAAAUAAAAUGCUUCAACUUGAUCAAUUAGAAGAAGAACACUGCUGGAAGUUGUUUGCUAAACACGCGUGCCAAGAUGAAGAUCCUCAACUUAAUCAUGAGUUUAAGGACAUUGCUAAAAGGAUAAUUACAAAAUGCCAAGGAUUGCCUCUAGCUUUGAAAACAAUUGGAAGCCUCUUGUACACAAAAUCAUCUUUGGUGGAAUGGAAAAUAAUAUUGUCAAGCAAGAUAUGGGAUUUACCAGAGGAGGAGAACAACAUCAUCCCUGCUUUAAUGUUGAGCUAUCAUCACCUUCCUUCUCAUCUCAAGAGAUGUUUUGCUUAUUGUGCCUUAUUCCCCAAAAAUUAUGUGUUUAAAAAGGAGCAUUUAAUUUUAUUAUGGAUGGCUGAAAAUUUUCUACAAUGCUCUCGACAGAGUAUGAGUAUGGAAGAAGUUGGGGAACAGUACUUCAAUGAUCUAUUUUCGAGGUCAUUUUUUCAGCAAUCAAGGCGGUAUAAAAUGCAAUUUAUAAUGCAUGACCUUCUCAAUGAUUUGGCAAAAUGUGUAAGUGGGGAUUUUUCCUUUACAUUUGAAGCUGAGGAAUCGAAUAAUUUGUUGAACACGACUCGCCAUUUUUCAUUUACAAAAAAUCCGUGUAAAGGUUCCAAAAUAUUUGAGACCUUACACAAUGCUUAUAAAUCGCGCACAUUCCUACCAUUAGAUAUGACAUCCUAUGGUAUUCCAUCUCAAUACCGGAUAUCUAGCACAGUGAUGCAAGAGUUGUUCUCAAAGUUUAAGUUCUUUCGUGUCUUGUCGUUCUCUAGUUGCUCCUUUGAGAAGGAGUUGCCUGAUACCAUAGGCAAUCUUAAACAUCUCCGUUAUCUAGACCUUUCUGGUAAUUAUAGCAUAAAAAAGCUACCUGAUUCAGUGUGUUAUCUUUACAACUUGCAAACACUGAAGUUGAGGCAUUGUUGGGGUUUGGAAGAGUUGCCCUUGAAUUUGCAUAAACUCACUAAUUUGCGUUAUCUUGAUUUUAGUGGAACUAAAGUGAGAAAAAUGCCAACGGCUAUGGGGAAACUAAAACAUCUUCAAGUGUUGAGUUCGUUUUAUGUGGACAAAGGUAGCGAGGCCAAUAUUCAACAGUUAGGAGAACUCAAUCUUCAUGAAACACUAUCAAUUUUAGCGUUGCAAAACAUUGACAAUCCCUCUGAUGCAUCUGCAGCAAAUUUAAUAAAUAAAGUACAUCUUGUGAAGCUAGAGUUAGAAUGGAAUGCAAAUAGUGAUAAUUCAGAGAAAGAAAGGGUAGUGCUUGAGAAGCUACAACCUUCCAAACACUUGAAGGAGUUAUCUAUCCGGAGCUAUGGUGGUACACAAUUUCCAAGCUGGUUUGGAGAUAAUUCAUUAUCAAAUGUGGUGUCCUUAAAGUUGAGCAGUUGUAAAAACUGUGUGUUGUUGCCCCCACUUGGAAUUUUGCCAUCUCUCAAAGAACUGGAGAUCGAAGAGCUAUCUGGGCUAGUGGUUAUUGGUAGUGAGUUUUAUGGGAAUGGGAGUGGUUCUUCUUCUGUUAUUAUUCCAUUUGCUUCUUUGCAAACCUUACAAUUCAAGGAUAUGGGGGAAUGGGAAGAAUGGGAUUGUAAAAUAGUGUCGGGUGCUUUUCCAUGUCUCCAAGCACUUUCUAUAGACAAUUGUCCAAAUUUAAAAGAGUGUUUGCCUGUGAACCUUCCCAGUUUAACGAAACUUCGAAUUUAUUUUUGUGCACGGCUUACUUCUUCUGUGUCAUGGGGCACAUCCAUUCAGGACUUACAUAUAACUAAUUGUGGAAAGCUGCAAUUUGAUAAACAGCUAACUAGUUUGAAAUUUCUCAGUAUUGGUGGACGAUGCAUGGAGGGAUCGUUGCUUGAAUGGAUUGGGUACACCUUACCACAUACCUCUAUCCUGUCAAUGGAAAUUGUUGAUUGCCCAUCUAUGAACAUUAUCCUAGACUGUUGCUACAGUUUCCUUCAAACUUUGAUCAUCAUCGGUAGUUGUGACUCUCUAAGGACCUUUCCACUGAGUUUCUUCAAAAAACUUGAUUAUAUGGUAUUCCGAGGGUGUAGGAAUCUUGAACUGAUUACACAGGACUAUAAGCUUGAUUAUAGCCUUGUGUAUAUGUCAAUUACAGAAUGCCCAAAUUUUGUAUCUUUUCCCGAGGGAGGAUUCUCUGCACCCAGUCUGAAGAAUUUUGAUAUUUGUAGAUUGCAGAAUUUAAAAUCAUUGCCAGAAUGUAUGCACACUCUCUUUCCAUCUCUUACAAGCCUAACUAUUGACGAUUGUCCACAAUUGGAGGUGUUCUCUAAUGGAGGUUUGCCACCAAGCCUAAAAUCCAUGGUACUCUACGGAUGCUCCAAUCUUCUUCUGUCCUCACUGAAAUGGGCUUUGGGAAUCAACACUUCUCUAAAACGUCUGCAUAUUGGAAAUGUGGAUGUGGAGUCUUUUCCCGAUCAAGGGUUGCUUCCACGCUCUCUUACUUCUCUCAGGAUUGAUGAUUGUGUAAAUCUUAAAAAACUGGACCACAAAGGUCUCUGCCACCUCUCCUCUCUUGAAGAUUUGAUUCUUAGUGGUUGCCCCAGCCUUCAAUGCUUACCAGUGGAGGGACUGCCUAAAACCAUUUCAGCUCUACAAGUUACGGAUUGUUUGUUGCUUAAACAGCGAUGCAUGAAACCUAAUGGUGAAGAUUGGGGGAAGAUUUCUCACAUUCAAUGUGUGGAUCUCAAAGAUGAUUUUUCCUUUGAACCGCAUUUUUUGAAGUACCUUUAGGUACCUUUACGACUGCUUUUCUAUUGUAAGCUGGCCAUGUGGUUAUAUAUAGGGUCACCCCCUCCUUUUGCAGAUUAGGUUUUAAUUGGUUUAAAUUUGUAUGAACUAGUUAAAGCUCUAGUGAAGUAGAUUUGAUUCCUUUGUGUAUCUUUUCUUUGCUAUCAAUAAAAUCGAGGGACAAAUCAUUUUCUUUCCUUUACCUUGUAACAAGGAACCUAUCAAGGUACAAUCUUGGACAAAUACAAUCUUGUUUAUUGGAAA
Molecule: messenger RNA, 4292 nt
Organism: Medicago truncatula (barrel medic)
Lineage: Eukaryota; Viridiplantae; Streptophyta; Magnoliopsida; Fabales; Fabaceae
Product: putative disease resistance RPP13-like protein 1
Exons: 1
Coding region: 273-4031 (1252 amino acids)
Molecular function (GO): protein binding; ADP binding
Source: RefSeq, a predicted model, not a curated record